AUUGUACAUUUUGGAGCGUCAAUGCAAGUUAGCCUUACUUAUCGCCGCUUUGGUAGCGAAAUUCUUGUGGCCCGAUUAAACUACGCCUUCGAUCAUCAAAUUCAAAUUUUGCAUUCACAUUCUUGGGUGAAUUUGGGACUGGGAACGGGCAACACCAACCACAGUUGAGAUCAAAAACCGGAAGAAUUCGGCAGCAGUUGCAGUUUCCCCCCUCCCCCAGACCGGUAAAAUUGCGAGCUCAGGAACAUAGGGGGCCCAUUUCAGUAAGCUGGAAUUUGGAAAAAUAAUAUCAAUUAUCCACCAGUUCCCUCUUGUUUUGCUCUGAAACAGCUUGCUGGGCCGCAUGGUGGAGGAGUAUAAACAAUGACCCGCCAUGUGAAUUCCUCAAAUUUCAUGCUUCGUUUUGUUCUGCUGAUGCUCUGAGAGGAAAGAAAGGAGAAUUGAAGGCGAAAUGAUGAUGGAGUUGUCGGCGAUGACAAUGGACGACGCUGUGGAAGAAAUAAUGAGAAUCCACAGAUUGUUGCCAAUCCGGCCCGGAAUCGAUGAAGUAGUUGCAGCAAGGACUCUAAUCCAGAAUGUAGAGAAGGAGGAUCAAUUGAGACUCGAGGCAAUUGCUAAGCAAAGUAAAGGCAAAGAUGUGCCGGAAGAAUUGUUCAGAAUCUUGCAAGAGAUGCACAAGAACAUAAUCCAUUUCCAGAGCAAGGAGCAAAAAAGGGAUGCAGAGAAACUGUUGGAUCUCGAAGGCGUACACUUGGCGUUCGAUGAUUUGAUCCAGAGAGCUUCACAAUGCUUACAACCCAAUACGGGUUCUCAAAGUUCAGCAUCGAGGUGUUCAAGCAGUUCGUCCGUGGCAACCACGGGUUCUUUCUGGACCAAAAGUCCGAAUUCUACUGUCACAACAACUACUAAAUCGCCAGUGUCAUCUGUUUUUCCUAAUGAGAAGGAGAUUUUGAAGGCUUCAAAGGCCUUGUCAACCAAGGACGACACAUUUUUGACUAAGCCAAAAACGUCCUUUUUUGUAGAUGGAGUUGGUCUUGGGGUUCGAUCUAGGGAUGCUGCGGCUGCGCCACAGAUUGUGGAUUCCACUCUUAAGCCGACCUUUACAUCCGGGCAAGAUGAUGACAAACUGAGUUUAAUAAAGCUGGCUAGUCUCAUUGAAGUGUCGGCAAAGAAAGGAACUCAAGAGCUUAUUCUCCAGGGUAAAUUAUCAGAUCAGAUUGAAUGGCUUCCUGAUUCAAUAGGGAAACUCUCAAGUUUGAUCACGUUCGAUGUAUCAGAAAAUAAGAUUGCGAUCUUACCGGAUGCUCUUGGAGGACUUUUCUCAUUACAAACUUUGGAUUUACAUGGAAACAGGAUACAAGAAUUGCCAGAAUCAAUUUCGGGUUUGGUUAACUUGCUUCAUCUCGAUCUCAGAGGAAACCAGUUGACAGCAUUGCCAGCUACCAUUGGUAAGUUGGUUCGUCUUCAGGAGCUUAAUUUGAGCUCUAAUGGACUCACAGCGCUUCCCGAGACGAUUGGAUCGCUCGUCUGUCUCCAGAAAUUGAAUAUCGAAACUAAUGAGAUAGAGGAAAUCCCUCAUAGUAUCGGUCGAUGUACUUCACUCAAGGAGCUUCAUGCAGACUAUAAUCGGCUCAAAGCACUCCCUGAAGCAGUAGGACGAAUUGAAUCUUUGGAGAUUCUAACAUUGCGUUACAAUAACAUUAAACAACUGCCCACGACGAUGGCAUCCUUGUCAAGCUUAAGGGAACUUGAUGUUAGUUUUAAUGAGCUUGAAACCAUUCCUGAGAGCUUGUGUUUCGCUACAACACUUGUAAAGCUUGAUGUGAGCAACAAUUUUGCGGACUUGCAAUCCCUGCCAAGGUCCAUUGGAAACCUUGAGAUGCUGGAGGAGUUGUUUUGCCAUAAUAACCAGAUAAGAGUCCUUCCAGACUCUUUUGGAAUGCUAACUCGACUGGGUGUCUUGAAUGUUGAAGGAAAUCCUUUGAUAGAGCCACCAAGAGAUGUAAUUGACAAAGGAGCUCAGGCUGUUGUCAGUUACAUGGCCGAUCGUGUUGCCCAGAAGGACACAAAGCCACAGGCAGCCAAACAAAAGAAAUCUUGGGCCCAGAAACUGUUCUUUACAAACUCUAACAAACGCAAGCGCAAUACCGUGGAAAUUGCAAAAGCCUAGUGUGAAGCAUCUCGGGAAAAUCUCUAAAUUUGGUUCUUUGGGAGCUAGCGAAGAUUGGUGCUUCAGCAACCUCCCAGUUUUGCCAAAUUCAUGUCUCGACGGAGAGUAUCUACUCAGAUAUGACUCUGAUCCUUUUUAACAUAUUGUAGAUUAAUCAUUUUUUCUUUUACUUUUGGUCAUCUAGUGUUGUCUUCUGCAUUUUGUCUAAGAAUCUGAAACGAGAUGUGCACUUGAUACAACACGCUAAAACGAGAAAGAAAGAAGUAUUUACCACUGUUAUUGGUGCCAGAAUUGCCAUGAGAUACUUGAUUCAUGUUAUAUAUAUAUCAUUAUAACCUAUCUGUCUUCUCAUCAA
Molecule: messenger RNA, 2525 nt
Organism: Sesamum indicum (sesame)
Lineage: Eukaryota; Viridiplantae; Streptophyta; Magnoliopsida; Lamiales; Pedaliaceae
Cellular component (GO): cytoplasm
Molecular function (GO): protein binding
Source: RefSeq, a predicted model, not a curated record